AAUGUUUGACUGCAUGUUUGCCUCUUCUCUGAGUUUUGGGUCUACGGAUCGAACUGAAGAGAGAACACAUGAGAAGCCGUCAUAAGCAGGAGCCUGAGACACAGAGAGGCAUCCAGGACAUCAGCCUCCACCCGCACACUGUCACCACCCACCGUAGCCCUUCUUCCGCAAGAUGCUUGCAGCCAGCACGAGGACCAGGCAGCUGAAUGUCACCUGUGACAACUCUGUAGACGGGGAGGUCUUCCUCCAUUACUCCCUCAUCCCAUCAAUCAUCAUCAUUUUGAUCUUGUCUUUCCUACAAAGACGAGAGCAUCGAAGACAAAGGGAUAAUACCUCUUACCUCCUGGGGGACCAUUUUGGAAUUAUCAUGCCUCUGGACUUUGUGGGGACUUUCAGUAACCGGUGGUCCUAUGGAGUUGCCUUUGGGGCCACAGCCAAUAAGGUCAUGUUCUUGUUCUCAGAAGGCUACCAGCCCCUGAAGGUUCCGCAGUGGGCCCAAGCCUUUGUGCUUUUCAUUGGAGGCAUGGAAGUCGGCCUGUCCUACUUCCCCUUCUUUGCCUGCCUGUCCUCAGAGUUCCGGCUGGUCAGCUCCAUCCUGGGUUUUGGCUACUCCCUGGCUUGGUUUGUGAUUACAGUUCUUCAGAUCUCACAGUGCCCCCAUGGGCAGUUUCUGGGGAGGUUCGAGACCCUCAUUUUCUACUGGCCCUCACUGUUGUGCCUGGGUUUCCUGCUGGGUCGUUUCCUGUACAUGUUUUUUAAGGCUCUGCCAAUCCACUUGGGCCUGGAGCCGCAGGCAGAAGAAAAGCCAGAAAAGUCGGUGCUAGAGGUUCACCAGGCAGAACACGUGAAGCUGCUCUUGAGCAAGCCCCGCCCACAAGAAAGAGAGAAGUCUUGGUUUCAAACCAGAGUGUAUGAGUGGGACCCUUGCUUCCAGUUCCCCAGCAGGAUGAUCGGGACCUCUGUACUGGCAUUCAUCUGUCUGUACCUUUUCAUCGUCAUUGAGUUCUGUGUGUUUCUGCAUGUGAGAGACAAGCUGGAUGUGUUUGAAGACAAGCUGCAGAGCUACCUCAUCCACAUGAAUGAGACGGGGCCCUUGACCCCAGUCAUCCUACAGGUGAAGGAACUGAUCAGCGUCACUAAAGGAGCCUGGGUGGUGACCAUUGUUCCUGCCUCCCUCACGUGUGUCAGCUAUCUCUUCCACAUUUUGGUCUGCUACAGAAAGCACAUGAAGAGGCUGUGGGCUGGAGACAAACAGUUCCUCCCCCAGAAGUUCCGCAGUCCCUCCUCAGAGGCGAGCGUGGUGGCCAUUGCAAGGUACUCUGGCUGGCAAAUAGCCUACAUCCUUUGGGGCUACCUCAUCGUCCAUGUGGUACAGAGCCUCUGUGGCGUGAUGCUCAUGCAUGGCCUGGUGCUGCCCAUCGUCCACCACCAAGGCCUGGAGAUGCUGCAAGGGCUGGGCCUUGGGGUCCUCACCCUAUCCAUUGUCGUGGGCCUCAUGGUCCUGCAGGUGUGGAUUGCUGGCAGAGUCUUCCUUCAGCCCAAGCUGGGCACAGCUGACAAGCAGAAGCCCCUGGCUCUCAACAACAGGAAAGCAUUCCACAACUUCAACUACUUCCUGUUUUUCUACAACGUGCUGCUGGGGCUGGGUGCCUGCCUCUCCAGGCUGCUCAUCAGCUGCCUCCUGGGCACGUGGCUGAUUGCGCGCAUCGACAGAAGCAUCAUGCAGAGCGGCUAUGAGGGUGCAGACAUGGGCUUCUGUGCAUGGGUUGGUAUGCUCUUUGUGGACCAUUAUCACACCAACCCUGUGCUGGUCAGCUUUUGCCACAUUCUGAUCACAAGUCACAGGGAUCGGAAGCUGCAGAAGACGGUGAAGUACUGGUGCCUGAACCAAUCGGCAGGUCCCCGAUUCUCAGCCAGGGCCAGAACGAAGUGGUUUCUGCUGCAGACAUUGAUCAACAAUCCGAAACUCAUUAUGCUUAGAAAAUCAAAGUCAGGUCAUGGUUCCCAAGAGUUCAUGCAGAUUCUACUGACCUGCUCAGAGUGCUGAUGGGACCACCAACUUCUGCUCCAAAGCCAGGCCAUCUGCUCUCAAGAGAGGUUCAGUUUAACCAGCAGCCACUCCCUACAAUGGGACAGGAUGACACAGGCACUGUUCAUGCACAUGAUAGACAGCCCUGGCCACUUUUGGGACGACUAUCUAGACUGAGGCUUUAAAGCCAGGACUGUCUCAAUCCCUUGACAAAAAAGAAAAACAAUAUAAAAAGCAAUGCCCGUGGAACAAAUUUUGCCCCUCAGUGACCUCUACUAUUUGUGGGAAGGCAGCCAUGGGGGUCACCUAUUAAGAAGCAUGAGAUAGGGGCUGGAUAGAGGGGAUGGCUCGGGGGGGUUAAGUGCAUUCUCUUGCACUUGUAGAGGACUCACACUCGUUUUCCAGCCGCCAUAUUGGGCAGCUCACACACGUGUCUGCAACUCCAGCUGCAAGGGAUCUGACCCUCUUCUGGCCUCUUCAGGCACCUGUACAAAUGUGCCAGACACAUAUACACACAAGUAAAACUAAUAAUAAACAUGAAUCUUUAAGACAAA
Meriones unguiculatus (Mongolian gerbil) is the source of this 2583-nucleotide messenger RNA. RefSeq names its product stimulated by retinoic acid gene 6 protein-like. Gene Ontology annotation, molecular function: retinol transmembrane transporter activity; signaling receptor activity. The transcript has 18 exons. Gene Ontology annotation, biological process: vitamin A import into cell. NCBI's taxonomy places the organism in Eukaryota, Metazoa, Chordata, Mammalia, Rodentia, Muridae. The record is from RefSeq and is a predicted model, not a curated record. Gene Ontology annotation, cellular component: plasma membrane. The coding region runs from base 173 to 2047 and encodes 624 amino acids.